This is a messenger RNA of Fusarium coffeatum, 7518 nucleotides long. RefSeq lists its product as uncharacterized. Lineage: Eukaryota; Fungi; Ascomycota; Sordariomycetes; Hypocreales; Nectriaceae. Gene Ontology annotation, cellular component: endosome membrane; fungal-type vacuole membrane. Gene Ontology annotation, molecular function: 1-phosphatidylinositol-3-phosphate 5-kinase activity; metal ion binding; ATP binding. The coding region runs from base 1 to 7518 and encodes 2505 amino acids. Gene Ontology annotation, biological process: phosphatidylinositol phosphate biosynthetic process. The record is from RefSeq and is a predicted model, not a curated record. The transcript is spliced from 2 exons.
AUGGCGCCGCCAAGGGCUGACUCUGUAGCAUCGGAAACUUCCCCCAUCCGAACCCGCCGCGAUUCUAUCAACUCGAUCACAACGGGGCAACUUGCCCAUACACUCGAUAAAAUACACACAUCGGCAAGCCAGUGUGAUUCUCUCACUACCUUCAACGACUUUGCGCCGCCGCCGAUAGCCGCACCUACCUCUGAUAACAAAGGAAUAGCAGGCGAUCUCGUUCAUCAAGGCUUUAGCGGUCUUUAUAGCCGAUUGAGGGAAGCUGUGGGUGGUGGAGGUUCUCCAAAAUCGCCUCAAGAAGGAUUCCCAGGAGCCGAGAGAUCAGAGCCGUCUUCGAAACGAACCUCGAUCACUGCGAAUCAUGGCUCGAAAGCCUCCAUUAGCUCGCUGAACCGAGCCGACACUGGUGCCUCUAUGUCCACCUCGUCCUCACAAGUGCUCCCGAACGAUGGAACUUCAGCACAAGUAACCGGUGGCACCAUCGAACCCCGACCGCAAGCUCAGUCAUCCAAACCGUCGAGCAUCAGCCUCAUGUCUAAUAAAACCUCCAACACUACGAGCCGUCAAAGCUUUUCUAAGAAGGCACCUAGCUCUAUUGCCGCUGACCCCACGAUUGCUCCUGUUACAGUACAUAGAGAUCCUAGUAAUACCACUCUACGCACCGAGGACAGUGGUGGUGUCGGGUCGAGUCGGAAGAGCAUCAGCAGCAGGGCUGACUUGCAAGCUCAUCUAACAACAGCUGAAUCCUCAGCCAGUCUGUUUGAUAUGAAGGAUGGCAAACUUCCACCGAGGUCGAAACGUGAGGACACUUCAAGCAUAGACGAGAGCAUUAAGAGCCCGGCGAGCCCUAGAAGCGCCCACCAUCAUCGUACACCCUCAUUACAGACACUGCAGACCCGAAGCCUUCGCAGCCCUUCUGUUACUUCAUCUUUACUGUCACCCGAUAGUGUAAGAAGAAAGCCAGCCGUCAUUGACCGAAUCAGUCGUUCAAAAUCGCCUGGUGGGCAGAAUUCGAGAGAUUCUUCAUUGGACAGGGGUACCGCAGAGCCUAGCCACGUCAGCACUUCUGCCCAUGAUUCAGUAUGCCACGAUUCUUUUUCUCAUAACCCUAAACAACAAAAGAUGGCGUCUGGUGAUUUCAGAAUACCCGGUACUGUAACCAGCAGCGAAGAGGCUUCGGAGCAGGUCAGCGCUCAGCUUAACCGUAUGCGCAAACAAGUUCUGAGUAAGGAGUUCUGGAUGAAAGAUGACACUGUCAAAGAGUGUUUCCUUUGCCAGACACCAUUCAGUGCAUUCCGACGCAAACAUCACUGCCGAACUUGUGGCUGCAUCUUUGAUUCUAAGUGUACUACGGUUAUAUCAGGAGAGAAGUUUGGUGUGCAAGGCUCAUUGCGCGUUUGCAAAAGAUGUCUGGAGGUUAUCACCAGGCGAUUUGACGGCAGCGGCUCAGAUGAUUCUGGGGACGAACAAUCCUUUAUGCCAAGGUUCUUUGGCUCAAACCACGCAAAAUCUCCCAGUAAUGGCAGCCAACCUAGGCCGCGAGAUAAUGAGUCCGGGGUCAUCUCAGAAGGAUCGGAGGACUCGAGGCCUGUGUCAAGGCCUGUAAUAACACCCAUGAUGGCCAUACCAGCAACACGUCGCCUUGGCGAGUCUCGCGCUGCAGCUAUCUUGGAGAUAGAUGCUCCCCAGUUGAGUAGACCUGGUUCAUCACGGUCGCUCAAAUCUCUGAGCGCGAGGCCACACUCAUCCGCGGGUCAUAAGAGACACCAUUCCAAGCAUGCCGGAUUCCUGAAUCGUUUCAAACCUGCACCGCAGGAGACAGCGCCAUUUCGACGUGUCGCUGAUGAUGAGAGUGCUAAGAAGCCAAAGUUCCCAGCUUUCCACGACGAUAACAUCAUCGAUCCGGAGCUGGCUGACUACAUGUCUGAUGAAUCGAGCGAAGACGAACAGAUGAGUCUUUUUGCGACAAUGACAGGCGACUUGCAGCCUGGAAGCCUCGGCGAUGACAAGUCAGAACUCUCGCCUUAUGUCAAUGCUAAUAGGAAAUAUCGUCAUAGGGCUGGCGAAAAGAGCAUUAGCGGCAUGAGCUUCGCAAGCAGAAGUGGUAUUGAUGAGCUGCCGGGCAGCCUUGGGGCAUAUCGACGACCACCAAGGCGACGCAACACUAGCAAUGUUGGCAGUAUGCAUCACUUGCCAUCGCCGCGCCCCAAGUCCGGUGUAUACUCUGGCGUAUACAAGGGGCCAUCCCAGUCAUCUGAAAUGCUCUUUGCGUUGGACACGCCUCAUCACAGUGGGACCCAGAUCACUAGAAGUGAUUCUUUACAGCACAAGAAAGCCCCCAAAGUUGAGCUUAACUCAUCGAGUUUGAGGCAUGUUGAUAAGCUUCUUCAUCAACUGUUGGAUGAUGCUAAGAUCUCAAAUCCACCAGCAUGGCAGAAGGCUUUGGUUCCUAUUCUUUUGCGGGCAACGGACGAUGUGGACCCUGAUGUUGCGAAAGGCGAAGACAUGGAUAUCCGGCAUUAUGUCAAACUGAAAAGGAUUCCGGGAGGCAAGCCUGGCGAUACAGCCUACAUUUCAGGUGUAGUCUUUACUAAGAACUUAGCAUUGAAGAGCAUGCCACGCAGGAUCUCCAAUCCUCGUGUCAUGCUUGUGACAUUCCCCAUCGAGUACCAACGUCACCAACAGCACUUUAUGAGCCUGCAGCCCGUCAUCGAGCAAGAAAAAGAGUUUCUACGUGUUGUGGUCCAACGAAUCACGAAUCUUCGCCCUCAGGUCCUUCUCGUUGAGAAAAGCAUAUCAGGUGUGGCGUUACAAUACCUGUCGGAUGCAAACAUCUCAGUGGCAUACAAUGUUAAGCACACAGUCAUUGAGGCGGUCGCACGAUGUGCCGAAACAGACAUUAUAUCCUCGCUUGAUAUGCUGGCCCUCCCCGUUCAGAUUGGACGAUGCGCAAACUUUGAGGUCAGGACAUUUGUGAACAAUGACUACCCAGGACGCAAAAAAUCAUAUAUCUUUUUAUCAGGUUGCACACCCGAGCUUGGCUGUACAAUUGCGUUGAGGGGCGCUAAUAGCACGGUGCUCUCAAAAGUGAAGCACAUCAUGGAGUUCAUGGUUUAUGUUGUUUACAACCUCAAACUUGAGUCAAGCCUACUGAGGGAUGAGUCUAUCGAGCUCCCGGAAGGUGGCGAUUCCAUGGCAAAUUCUGUGCACCUUCCAACCGACAGUGUUAGGUCUCAGAGUGUCAAUAGCAUUGAUCACUCUAGAGAUGGCCCCUCUGUUGUGGUCAACCACCCAGCAAGCGAAAGUGAACAGCCUUCACAGACUACAGUGGACAGCUCUAGUAUUGCCGAAACUGAUGACAAUGGCUCCCUUGAACAAUCAGGACAAUUGGUCCACGAACGCACUGGCUCGAAAUCUCUCCAGGAGCCUGAACUUGCUCCUGCAGACCAGACUAUUAGUCAAGUUCCAGACGAUGUUCCAAUGCCUACUUACUACAGUGAUAUGGUGGCGAAGUACGAAACCAAAAUUCUGUCCGCUUCGCCGUAUGUCAAGUUUAAGCAACCUUACCUUUUGAUGAAGGCACGUGAGCAGGAGAGGAGAUUGUUGUAUCUACGCAGACUCCGUAAUCACGAUUACUAUGAAGAGAAGGGUGACCCUGAAAAGGCAGAUCCGCCCCGAUUUCAACUUAUCAAACCUGAGAUGGUCGAAGCGAUCGGUCAAAAGGCGCCACAGCAGAUCAUGGAGAUCCUACGCGCUGUUCACGAUGCUGAGUACGACAAGGCCUUGUACAAUUACCAGACCCAAACACGCCAGUGGGAGACAUACAUCCAGGGCAACCUCGACCUUUUCGAUCCAUACUCACAUCAGAACAUCGUCGUUCUUUAUUCCGUCAUCUGCACUGAAACCAAGAUCCCGUGCACUGAGCCGUCUUUGGUAGCCAUCAAUUUCUACGAUGAACAACACAUCGACACCGGCAUGGACCCUGACUGUACUCUGGGACAAUACAUCGAGGAUCUGGCGUACACCAUGAAUCAAGUCUGCACCUCGAAUGGCUGCGAACGCAGGAUGCUCGAACAUCACCGAACCUAUGUGCAUGACGAGUCUCGAAUUACAGUCUUUGUUGAGAACUUGCCAAAUAACUCUUCCAUGGCUGAAUUUGACGGCAUCACGAUGUGGACUUAUUGCAAGAUCUGCAAGAAGGACACCGAAGAAAGAACCAUGUCGGAGGCGACCUUCAAAUAUUCUUUCGGCAAAUACUUGGAGCUCCUCUUUUGGGGACGCGGACUGAAGAUGAAGGACAUGCAUGACUGCCCUCAUGACCACCACCGAGACCAUGUUCGGUAUUUCAGUCUUCAGGAUGCUCGAAUUCGCAUUCACUGGGAUCCUAUCGAUCUGCUUGAGAUCGUUGUACCACGUGCGAGAAUCACUUGGAAGGUGGCAACCGAUCUGAAACUCAAGAACGAGAUCUUUGCCCGAAUGGAAGAGCGAUGGGCCAAGUUCAUGACUUCAGUCAGAGCAAGACUCAUGUGCAUUCGCAUCGACAGUGUGCUGCCCGACAAGGCAGAUCUGUGCAAGUCUGAGGUUGAUCGUUUGACGGCUAAGGCGAAAGAGGACCAACCACUUAUUGUGAAGAGACUGCAAGACAUCUACGUCAACUCAAAGUAUUACGAGGUGGUGCCUUUCAAUAGUAUCGUCCGAGAGAUGCUUGAAAAGGCUGGCGAAUGGGAUCAGGCUUUUGCCAAAUUUGAAUCCGAUUUCCUGAGCGACAAGGAUAUGCGCCAGCUCACAAUUAUGCAACUGAAGAAGAUGUUCACCGACAAUGAGUCGAAGGAAUCCCUCACGUCAAAUGAAGGUACACCAUCAACGGUUGACAGCGAGGAACGACCUUCUCAGACAUUCACGGAAGAGGAAGGGAAGAGCACCCAACCUACCGACUACACCGAUAACACCAGUAUGGAGGCUAGUGUCGCUUCAUCAAAGCCUGUCGAUGAUAAAGAUGUCCCUAUUGAUGACAAAGAUAUCCCCGAUGAAGAUGGCAAAAUCGAGAUUCCUGCAGAGGGUGCUAUUGAACGAGUUGAGCCAUUGGAUCUAGCUUGCACCCCUGCGACACCAGCUAAAGCCCUUCCCGAGUAUUUCCCACCCGCUGAGGCCUCGGAAGACUUCGACGAUCAAGAAACACCUCUUGCUGUUGAUCCUGAGCAAACACCAAAAGCACCUGGAAAGCCUUUCGAUGCAAUUCCAGCCAACUCCGCUGAGCCACUCCCGUCACCUAUGGACGCAUUGCCUUCUCCAGCACCUUCUCUGGGAGAAAGAGUUGAUCAAAUGAGGCGAGAUCAAAACCAAUCCUCGAUACCUACCCCUACUAGCGAGCGUGCACCGAAUCGCAAAUCUGGUCAGGCGACCUCCCCUCCCAUGGUGAGGUCGACUUCUCAUCCUACCCGUGCACUGCCCAGGACACAGUCCGGGAUUGGGAAGAGCCUUGGUGCCAAGGACUCCAAGACAAAGCCUUCUGAGUCUCUGGGACCUGAGUCAACAACAACGGCCGAAGGAUCGAUCAGAGUGGAUAAGAAGCUCUCUGAUCGUCUUGGUUUGAAGAAUCUCAAAGACCGAGGCAAGGCGACUGCUUCAGGAAUCCCGCGAUUCGUCCAUAAGAAGAGAGAGUCCAAGGUUUCAACGCUCGCGAAACAUUUCGAGCAGCUCAGUCGUGAAUUUGAGAAGGAGCGUAUCCGGGACCGUAAGAAGCGUGCCGCAAGUAUGCGCCAACCUCGAGCCAUGCUACCUAGAACCACUACAAAGGCUAUUGUCGAGGUUUAUGACGACGUAAACGAAGCUUUCGAAGAACCAAGUCCUCCCACAGAGAGUGUCGCUGAGCGUGAAGCUAGCAAACGAGCUGGCAGCGUCGCUUCACGAAAGUCCGACUCUCAGCACAGGUCGGAUCCUAUCGCUGAGCCGCUGACACCUGCAGAACCACCUGCGAGCGUGGAAGAACAGCAACAUGACAAUCCAUCUCAGCAGAACGAGGAAUGUGAACAGCAUGAAGAGUGUCAAAGCAAGGGAGAGCAGGAAGACAAUGACGAAAAGAUCGAGAAAACGGAAAAAGAAGAGAACGAUGAGCAUACCAUCGCGAACACUAGCCAGAAUUUCUCGGACGACGAAGAAAGAACCACUGAUCUUGAGCACUCGGUCCCAGAUGAGUAUCUGCACGAUAUCAAGGAGAUCGCAGAUUCAGUAGACGCAAGCGAAAUCCCGUUAGAGCUUCCCAAACAUCAAAAGACGAGCUUGAUGAAGUACCUCACCAACUUUUGGGCUGAGCGAGGUUCAAGCGGCUGGAACCAACUCGAAUACCCUGUCAACCCAAGCGACCACAUCUUUGUUGACUCAGAUAUCAUUGUUCGGGAGGAUGAGCCAAGUUCGGUAAUUGCGCUCGCUCUCAAUAGCGAAGACUACAAGGGCAAGUUGCGCAAUAUUCGCAAAGAAGCGCAAGAAAUUAUGCAACGAGAGGGUGAUAGCAGUGUUGAAGGAGAACCCAAAUCUCUUCCCUCGGAGGGCAUCGACUGGGUGUCUGAAUCAGACCUGGAGAAGAGUUUGCUCCGAGUCACAGGAACCCAUCUCAAGUAUCAGUUCCGAGAAGGCACUGCCACAAUGACCUGCAAGAUCUUCUAUGCAGAACAAUUCGAUGCUCUCAGGAGAAAGUGCGGUGUUGCGGAACGUAUUGUCGAGUCACUCUCGCGAUGCCUAAAGUGGGAUUCCAAGGGUGGCAAGACCAAGUCGGUAUUCCUGAAGACAUUGGAUGAUCGACUGGUGCUGAAGUCUCUUUCUCCCAUCGAGACUUCGGCUUUCUUGCGUUUUGCCCCUGGCUACUUCAACAUCAUGGCGGAGGCUUUGUUCCACGAUUUGCCAUCUGUGAUUGCCAAGAUGCUAGGCUUCUUCCAAGUCUUCAUCAAGAACCCUGUUACAGGAACCGAUAUCAAGCUGGAUCUUCUGAUCACCGAGAACCUUUUCUACGAUCGCACCGCAACAAGAAUUUUCGAUCUCAAGGGUUCCAUGCGUAACCGCAAGAUUCAAUCUACUGGUGAGCAGAAUGAGGUUCUCCUUGAUGAGAACAUGGUCGAGUACAUUUAUGAGUCGCCUCUCUUCGCGAGAGAACAUUCGAAGAAGCUCCUCCGUGCUUCAGUAUGGAAUGACACAUUGUUCUUGGCAAGACAGAACGUGAUGGACUAUUCUCUUAUGAUUGCUGUUGACGAGGCUCGCAAGGAGCUUGUGGUUGGUAUCAUUGAUUGCAUUCGCACAUACACGUGGGACAAGAAGCUUGAAAGUUGGAUCAAGGAUCGUGGAUUUGCAGGCGGUGGUCGCAACCGACCUACUGUCACAAGUCCCAAGGAGUACAAGUCUCGAUUCAGAGAGGCUAUGGCCAGAUAUAUCUUACAGGCGCCCAACUGCUGGCAUCUGUUCAACAAUCCUCAGUACCCGCAUUACUAUGGGCGCGCUAGGUUCGAGGAGCCCGAGAUGCUUCGCUGA